Larimichthys crocea (large yellow croaker) is the source of this 3914-nucleotide messenger RNA. Its product is annotated as protocadherin-1. The record is from RefSeq and is a predicted model, not a curated record. The coding region runs from base 419 to 3793 and encodes 1124 amino acids. Gene Ontology annotation, molecular function: calcium ion binding. NCBI's taxonomy places the organism in Eukaryota, Metazoa, Chordata, Actinopteri, Sciaenidae. Gene Ontology annotation, cellular component: plasma membrane. Gene Ontology annotation, biological process: homophilic cell-cell adhesion. The transcript has 4 exons.
CAUCCAGGCGGAGGAUGCUGCUGCUGCUGCUGCUGUCUCCGGUACACACCGCCCGCUUCACGGAGUAGCAGUGAGUGACCCCCCUCCCGCCCCCACCCUCCCCGGUCCGGACCGGGCUCCCAGCUCCAGCCGCUCUCCCCGGAGAGACGCGCAGCCCCGGUCACGACAGUAAGACUGGACAGAGAUUGUGAGAGAGGAUCUGGAGGAAUAAUUACCCCCAUCUGUCUGGAUUGUUGUUUUUUUCUUUCACCCGGCUUGGAUUGUUAAUUUCGGGCUUUUCUCAUUUUUUUUUUGGUCCCCGGAGCGGCUCCGCCUGGGUACCGAGGAGGAGCGGAGCCUGUAGCCGGGCUUGGAGCGCUCAGAGCUGGGGAACCGCGCGGCUCUCACCCGGUCCAGAGCGGUGCUGUCGGGUGGAGACAUGGCGGCGCUAAGGUGGGAGGUUCUAGUGUUCGUGGCGGUCGUCCUGCUGGUCUCCUGCGGCGCCGCGCCCUCUGACAUCCUGUAUCGGGUUCCCGAGGAGCAGCCGCCUAACACGUUGAUCGGUAGCCUGGCGGCGGACCGGGGCCUUCCCGACACGGGCCAUCUCUACAAGCUGGAGGUGGGCUCGCCGUACCUGCGGGUGGACGGCAAGACCGGCGACAUCUACACCACCGAGAUCCCCAUCGACCGCGAGACCAUGAGGGACUGCCGCAACCCGUUUGACGAGAAAUGCUUCCUGGAGUUCGAGGUGUCCAUCACCGACAUGGUGAAAGGUAUCGGCUCGGGGCCGCGGCUGAUCGAAGGGCGCAUCGAGGUGCUGGACAUCAACGACAACACGCCACAGUUCUCCUCGCCAAUCCUCACCUUAUCCAUCCCCGAGAACACACACAUCGGCGCCCUCUUCUCCAUCCCCAUGGCCACCGACAGGGACUCCGGCACCAACGGCGUGGCCGAGUACUCGCUGAGCACCGGGCCGGACGCCGACCAGCUGUUCAGCCUUCAGGUCGCCGUAGACACGGACGAGAAGCUGCCUCAGCUGGUCGUCAUGGGCAACCUGGACCGCGAGAAGAAGGACUCGUACGACCUGAACAUCCGGGUGGUGGACGGUGGGAAGCCGCCGAGGGCGAGCAGCGCUCUGCUGCGGGUCACCGUCACCGACCAGAACGACAACGCCCCGAAGUUUGAGAGGAAUCACUACGAAGCCGAACUGCCGGAGAGCAGCCCGCAGGGUCACUCAGUGCUGCAGGUCAGAGCCAACGAUGCAGACACCGGCACCAAUGGAGAGAUUGACUACAGCCUCCAUCAGGCGUCAGAGACCGUCCAGAGACUUCUGCGCAUCGACCGCUCUACAGGCAUCAUCUACGUCAAAAACACGGUGGACCGUGAGGAGGACAACUUCCUCAAGUUCUUUGUGGUCGCCAAAGAUCGCGGACCAAACACCAAAAGCUCCAAGGUGCUGGUGACCAUCAAUAUCAAGGACCAGAACGACAAUGCCCCAGCCAUCGAGAUCCGUGGUAUCGGCUUGGUGACACACCAGGACGGUGUGGCCAACAUCUCUGAGGACAUGCCCAUCGGCACACCGGUGGCGUUGGUCCAGGUGUCGGACCGUGAUGAGGGGGAAAAUGCAGUGGUCACGUGCGUGGUUGCCGGUGACGUCCCAUUUCAGCUCCGACUUGCGAGCGAGUCAUCCAAUGAUAGUAAGAAGAAAUACUUCCUGCGGACGACUACUCUGCUGGAUUACGAGCAUCUUCGGGAAUACUUUGUUGAAAUCGUUGCAGUGGAUUCUGGGAACCCAGCCCUGUCCAGCACCAACUCUCUUAAAGUCCAGGUUACAGAUGUGAACGACAACACGCCAAUUUUUUCCCCCACAGUAUUCGAGGUGGACUUUGCAGAGGGUAACCAACCGGGUGACAAGGUGCUGGAUGUCGUGGCAACCGAUGCCGAUAGCGGCACCAACGCAGAGCUGGUUUACAGCAUCAUCGAGAACUCCGCCACCAGGCUCUUUGAAAUUGACGCCAACACUGGAGUGGUUCGUGUGAAGAACCUGCUGGAUCGGGAAGAGACGGAGCGGUACGAAUUCCGUGUGGCAGCGGCAGACAAGGGCGUCCCCAUCAAAACCGGCACUGCUACGGUGGUGAUUAAUGUUCUGGACCGCAAUGACAAUGACCCCAAGUUUAUGCUGAGUGGCUACAGCUUCUCUGUCAAUGAGAACAUGGCUCCUCUCAACCCUGUUGGUGUUGUGACCGUCACUGAUAGCGAUGAGGGAGAGAACGCCAGAGUGAGGUUGUAUGUAGAACCAGACAAUGGAAAGUUUGUCAUCCAGAAUGGUACAGGAACCAUCCUGUCGAGCAUCUCCUUUGACCGUGAGAAGGAGAGCACCUACACCUUCCGGCUUAAGGCUGUGGAUGCCGGCGACCCACCUCGAUCCUCCUAUGUUGGUGUCACCAUCAACGUCCUGGAUGAGAAUGAUAACGCCCCCUAUGUCACCAAACCGGCAAACUCCUCCUACACAUACCUGUCCCCUGUCACACCGCCAAACACCCGUGUGGAGAUGGUAGAGGCUGAGGACAUUGACUCUGGACCCAACGCUGAACUGGACUACAAAAUCACAGGUGGGAACCCAUAUGGCUUGUUCCACAUCUUGCCAAGCACCGGGGAGAUCACGUUGGCACAGGAAUUCACCAGCAAGCACAACGGGCUGCACCGCCUGGUGGUUAAGGUCAGUGAUAAAGGCAAACCUCCUCGUCACACGAUCGCCCUGGUCCAUGUUUUCGUCAAUGACACCAAGUCAAAUGUAUCCCUCAUUGAGGCGCUGGUUGGACACAGCCUCUACACCCCUCUAGAACGGGACAUUGCUGGAGAUCCCAACUACGCCCUCGCUCACCAAAGCAACAUCCUGUACGGCAGCCUUGCUGGUAUCGCCGGCGUGAUUCUUGUCAUUGUAGCCGUCAUGGUCAUCAGACACCGACUACAGAAGGACACCAAGAGUGGCUACCAGGCUGGCAAGAAGGAAAGUAAGGACCUCUACGCCCCCAAGCAAGGCCCCAAAAAUGGUAAAGGGAAGAAGAGUAAAAAGGGUAAAGCUCCUAAACCGGCCAAACCGCUGGAGGAGGACGAGGAGGCGAGCCUACAAAAAGGCCUCAAGUUCAAUCUCAUCAACGACAACGUCAACGACAGUCCCAGAAUCCACUUGCCCCUUAACUACCCACCAGGAAGCCCCGACUUGGGCCGCCACUACCGCUCAAACUCCCCCUUACCCUCCAUCCAGCUUCAACCGCAAUCCCCUUCUGCAUCCAAGAAGCACCAGGCCGUUCAGGACCUCCCCGCCACCAACACCUUUGUGGGAACGGGCGACAACAACUCGACGGGCUCCGACCAAUAUUCGGAUUACAGCUACAAGGCCAACCCGCCCAAAUACAGCAGCAAACAGCUCCCCCACCGCCGAGUGACCUUCUCCACGGCCAAUCAGUCGCAGGACCUGCAGGACGCGUCCCAGCACAGCUACUACGACAGCGGCCUGGAGGAGUCGGAGACGCCCAGCUCCAAGUCGUCGUCGGGGCCUCGGAUCGGCCCGCUGGCGCUGCCGGAGGACCACUAUGAGCGGACCACGCCCGACGGCAGCAUCGGCGAGAUGGAGCACCCGGAGAACGGUAAGACCAGGUGGAGUUUCCCUCCCUCUACUCCUCUUUUCACCUCCUCCUCCUCCAUCCAUCACACACACACACACACAUGCACAAAAAGCAAUAAACACUGCUGGCUGUCACACACAUUAAACACACUGUGUGGAAAUGUGAUGUGUCAGCAGGAAUGUUAGCGUCGUACUGUUAAUCAGACUCCCUGCGCUCGCUGUGUGACCUCGCAGCAGCACAACACGAUCAAUAUGCAACAUAAUCAACUCCCAUGGCUUAACGAAUUAACAUCCCAAUUAUGCAAAU